Messenger RNA from Paracoccidioides lutzii Pb01, 183 nucleotides. RefSeq lists its product as hypothetical. Gene Ontology annotation, molecular function: symporter activity. Gene Ontology annotation, cellular component: membrane. Bases 1 to 183 code for a protein of 60 amino acids. The transcript has a single exon. The record is from RefSeq and is a predicted model, not a curated record.
AUGAUCACCAACAGUAUCAACGUCGAAGUUACUGCAAUAUACGAAGUGAUCACUGUCAUUGACUGGUUUAUGGACCGUUUCCGAACUGCAAUCAAUGUCACUGGGGAUCUUUAUGGAGCUGCCAUUGUGAUAAAGACGAAGAUGUCGGAGACUGGUCGUUGCGUCAGACCGGGCAAUGAUUGA